Molecule: messenger RNA, 6747 nt
Organism: Wasmannia auropunctata (little fire ant)
Lineage: Eukaryota; Metazoa; Arthropoda; Insecta; Hymenoptera; Formicidae
Gene: Cep290
Product: centrosomal protein of 290 kDa
Exons: 23
Coding region: 126-6335 (2069 amino acids)
Source: RefSeq, a predicted model, not a curated record
UGUGUGUUCCUCGUCGGUGAUGUUUGUAAACUGUAGGAAACGUCAAAGGAAGCGUCCGGGAGCGUCGUACGAUAAUAUGCAGAUGAGAAUUGCAUGAUUCAUUGCUUGAUUAUUAUCACAGAAAAAUGGUUCGCACCGACUGGGACCGAAUACUAUCCGUAAAUGCUUCGUCUUUAACAGACGAAGAAAUCGAGGAUCUUUUUCCCGCAGUGGUCCGAUGUGACGUGGACGAGAUCGCCGACACACACGGUCUGCGGACGCUCGUGCGAUUAUCACAAGAAAUGUUGACAUAUAAAGAUAAUCAAGUCGAGGCUUUGCUUCUUGAGUGUGGCGAAUUGAAAGAAACGAUAGCUUCCCUACGUCCAGAGACUGCCAAACGAAAGAUCAAAGAUCGUGGUAUGGUUUCAAUAAAACAAGAAAAUGAUAGUUUUACCAAAGAUACAGAUUUAAGGAAAUAUUCAGACACACAAGGCAAAAGUGAAAAAAUUAAAACACUUAUGGCAGAGCUAGAGACUUUGGACAAAGAGAAUGAGAUUCUUAAGGAGCAGCUAACAACAUUGAAAGAUGAAAUGGAGGAUGCAACAGAAAAAAUGAAUGAAAUGACAGAAGAGCUUCGUUCAGCUCAAGUAAAAACUGUGGAAUACAAAGAAAAGAUAUUGAAAUUGGAGCAAGAAAAUACAGCUUUGAUUAUUCAAAUUGAGGAUGUAACAGCGCUACAAGUAGACAGAGACAAAAUGUUGGAUGAAUUUGGUAUAGCUAUUGAUGCUAGAAUAUCUGAGUGGAAGGGCGUACUGGAUGAGAAAGAUGCAGAGAUAACACGUUUGAAGGAAAGCUUGUCACACUCUUUAAUGCAAUCGAUUACAUCGGCCAAAGAAGAAAAUAAAACACAGAUUGUCCAUCUAAAUGACGAAAUCGCUCGAAGGGAUACGGUUAUCGCUGAAUUGCAAACUAAACUUUCUGAAGCAGUUGUCGAGAUAAAUGAGAGUGCUGCACUUAUAGAAAAAUUAAAAGGAGAGGCACACGAAUCUGUAAAAAGUGACAAACGGAAAGAACAAAAAAGUUUGUUGAAAAAAAUACAAAUUGCAAAUGAAAAGAUCUCUAAUUUGGAAAAUGCAUUGUCACAAGCGCAGGAUGAUGCCAAAUCACAGAGUAGUAAAUUAUGCGAGGUAUUAUCUACGUUGAAAGAAUAUGAAGAUGGAAAUCAGGCUUUAUCUAAGGCAUUAAACGAAAUUAAAGAAUUGAAAAUUAAAAUUGAUCACAAAAAUGAACAUAUUGAAGAUUUAACCAAUGUGAUUAAUAAAUUGGAGAUGUUAAAUUCAUAUCAAGAAAUGGAGAUCUUAACUCUUAGAGAGAAAUUAGGACUUCCAGAAGAUGAGUCGAUAUCGAUUAAAAGUAUUGUAGCAAAACGUAAAGAGGAAUCAAAGAAAAUGGAAAAACUUAUUCAGCAGAAUAAAAGCCUCGUAGAGGAAAAUUUAGAAUUAAAAUCAGAUAUAAGAAUGUUAAAAUAUAAAUUGAGUAAGUCUGAGAAAAUAUUAGAUAUUUCAGACAGCUUAGGUGAUUCUAGUAAUCAGUUUUUACAUUCGACUAAAUUAGUGGAAUCGGAAAAUAUGCAAAUAUCUUCCAAAAUUGAUAUUUCUGAAGUUAACCGAAAUAUUCAGAUACUUAUAGAAGAAAAUGAGGCACUUAGAACGGGCAUGCAUGAAAUUAUGGACAGUAUACGCAAUCAAGAUGGUAAGAGUGAAGUGGAAAUACAGUCCAGCACAUUGGAACGAUUAUUGGAAGCUUUGGAUGUUAGGCAUUUAGCUGGUUGGUAUCAUCCAGCUAUGAGAUUGCAGGAACAUCUUAAUGUUGUACAGGGUAGUAAUGCUGAAUUAAGAUCACAACUUAAAUUGUUAAGAAAAGAAUUGCAAAGGAAGGAUAAUAUUUUGCAAGAUUUAGCAGCAAAUAAGGAUAUAGAUUUUGAAAAAUUUUACGAGAAACAUGGUGAAGAUGAGGUGAUAACAAUGUAUCUUGCAGAAAUGAAAGCUUUGCAAACGGCAUAUAAAAAUGAAACAGAUGAAUGGGAGAAGCAGAAAGACUUGCUGAUUCAAGAAAGUAAUGAGUUAAAAGAUGAGAUAGAUGGUCUUAGAAAGCAAUUGGAGAUUUAUAAGAAAAAUUGGCAGAUUAUAGAAAAUGGAGAUGACGAAGCUCAAAAAGCCUUUGCAGCAAAAACGAGAGAAUUUGUGGAUGCUGCUAAUGAAAGAGUAGUUAUGAACAGGAAAAAUGUUAGCCUUCAACAAUUGCUUAAUAAGGAAACUAACAGAUUGUACGAAUACCAAAAAGAGAUAAUUAAAAAAGAGGGUGAUUUUAAUAGAGCACUCACUGAGGCAAACAAAUACAGUAAAACGUUGUUAUCAGAGCUUUCACUCUUGCAGAGUAAUUUAUCUAAUUCCGUGAGCGUAAUAGUGCAUAACGAAUUGAAAGAGAAAUAUGAAGAAUUGAAUAUGCGUCAUCACGCUUUGUUAGAAACUGCGAUGAUAUCUCCAAAUUUCAAUGAAAUGUCGUCAUUGAAAGCAGAAAUAGAGGCAAUAAGACAGGAGAAAAUUCAACUUAUUCAGGAUUCGCGGAAAGCGGAUGAUUGCGUGAGCGACGAUAGUUUACAACAAAAAUUGAAAGAGAUAGAAGCCAAGGAGUCGAUUGAGAGGCAACGAGCUGAUCAAAUGGCUAGAUUACUCGAAAUAUCACAAACACAGUUAACAAAGUACGAAGAUAACGUUAAACAACUUUCUGUUUCUAAUUCUGAGUUGCAAGAGAGAUUGAUUGAGGUACACAAGACACUGUCUAAAAAUAUAAUGCUGCAGGAAACUGUACAAAUGGAUGAUAACCGUAUACAUGAACUACAAAACGAAAAAACGAAACUUUUUGUGGAGAAUCAAAGUCUGAAAAAAAUGCUACAAAUUUCUGAAGAGGAGGCUCGAUUGCAGUAUUCGCUGAAUUCACUACAAACACUGGAAUUAGAUAGUCUGAGGCAUCAAAUAUUGGAUUUGCAAGCUGUGAGUGAAGAUAAGGCCACUAUCUCGAGACUUGAUUUUGAGCUUACGAGUAAGAAAAUAUCAGAAAUGGAAUUAUCUGCUCAGAAAACACGACUGCAGAAUGAGUUGUCUUGCGUGCGACAAGAGCUUGAUAAUUCAAAAAAGAGAUACGAGGAAAUGCGUGGUUACGUACAAGAUUAUCGGAAACAGUGUGACAAUCGUUGCAAGUAUUAUACAGAUAUCAUAUACUUUUUACAAUGUCAAUACGCGGGAUCAACUUCCAUAAGUACUUUAGAGAAAGUAAUUACAUUGGCUGCAAAAUUAAAAACAGAUCGUCAAAAUAUCGAUGCAGAAAUGCAAAAGACAAAAAAGUGUCAUGAGGAUAUUAAAUACGAACAGCAAUAUCUAUCAGCUCGCCUUGAAAUUGUGGAACGUCUAAAAGAUAUGCUAGAGCAACAAAUUGGCGCUGGCAGCGUUCAAAAUAUAAUGGAACAUUAUGCCGAAACUUCACAGCAAACCCUAAGUGAUUUUAAAUACAAAAGAAGAAUAACUCAUUUGGAGCAUGAACUCCAAAUUGCUAACAGCAAAUUCAAUGAAUACGAGUCAGUAAUAAACAGCAUGGAACAAGAUAUGUUAAAUAUUCAGAGAGCUUGGUGUCCAUUACAAGAACAACAGGCUCGCAUUAAUCAAAUUACAUCAAAUUUGGAGGCAAAAUCCAUUCAAGUAACGAUGGAAACUCAAGUAGUUAGUGUCCAAACGGAUCCCUAUAUUUGCUGCUUAAGUAAAAAAACAGAGGAAGCUACUAAAGAAACCGAUAAGGAAACCGUAGUUUCUAAAGAUAGUAAAGAAUAUAGUAAAUCAAGUGAAAUUACAGAAAAGACAUUCCGUGAAGUGGGAAGUAAUACAGAAGAAACUGCCAGCUCGAUUCUUAACGAGCAACUAGAUCAAACACUGAAACUCGCAUCGGAACGCUCCGCGAUGCUUGUCAAGUGUCAAUCACAAUUAACCGAGUAUAAAGCGAAAGUGGAUGCGCUGAAUAAAGCGAUAGCGGAAAAAGAUUCGCAGUAUCAAUCAAAAAUCGCCACUCUGAACAAAGCGAUCGAGGAAAGAGAUUCACAGUAUCAAGUCGAAGUUGACACUCUGAACAAAGCGAUUGAGGAGAAAGAUUCGUAUCUUGCUCAAAAGCAGGAUGUACUUGACGAAUUAAUGACCCAACCGCAAGUUGCGAAUACCGAUAGCGCUGACAAGUUGGCUUUGAAGUCGACGAUAAAUAGUUUACAGAAGUUAAUUCAACAAAAAGAAGAAACUAUCCUAAGAUACCAAAAUUUGUUGAAAGAAGACAGGGACGAACAUAGUCGAGCAGCGAGUCGUUUUCAGGAUGAGAUUAAGAAUUUGCACGAUCAUAUAUUAGCUAUGCAAGGUAAAAUCCGAAAGAGUGAAGAUUCGGUUGUAACUAUAAAAAACGUUGUUGAAAAAACGUCGACGUUCGAUGGAAUUACAACGAGAAGCAGCGCUAUGCAGGAAGAAGAAAUUGCGAGGCUGCAUGAGAAAGUAUCUACUCUCGAAGCGGAAUUAAAUAUCAGCAAAGAACUGAGCGAACGUUGGCAUCAAUUAGCAGACGAAAGACUGAUGCAUAUGGAUCGUAUGAGAGAAAGAUUAGAGCAGCAGCAUAAAAAUGAAUUGGAGAGCUAUCGUGGCGAAUUAAAUAAGUGGCAAUCUGAGGCUGACGUACUUAGACAACAAUUAUCUGAGAAUCGCAUGUUACUCACAAAAGGAAAUAUUUCCCUGAUGAAAGAGCUGCAAGAUAAGGAUGACAAAAUACACGAGUUAACUCUUGCUUGUCAGCAACUGCAGAAUGAAGUUGAAUUAAUAGAAUCUGCAAACCGAUCUCAACAAAUGAUAGUUUAUACUCGAGGUGAUAUGAAAGCACACGAAACCGCGCACAGUAGUCACCGCGAUCAAACGCAACAACAAAAUCAAGUGGACGUUUUACGUCGACAGAUUCAGUCUUUAAUGGAAAAAGAGAAAAUGUAUAAGUACGAAAUAACCGAUUUGAAGCAGCAACUUAGUCGCAGAUACAUGGCAAUAAAAACUCAGGAGAAGAAGAUAUCGCAACGUGAAACGCAGCUUGAGCGCAAAGUAACAGCUUUGGAGGAAGAGUUGCAUAAAACAAAAACUCAGUUAGAUCGUGAAUACUUGGCACAAGGAGCUAAGAGGGCUAAGACCGCAGAGGAACUUUCGUUGUGGGAGAAACAGAAAAAGUGGCAGCAGACGGCAGAAAAAUUAAAGGAAAAGCUUAAAGGGAAGACUGAUGAGUAUGAGAAAUUGCUUGCAAAUUAUGAAAAGCUCCGAUCUGUCGUUUCGUGUAUGGAACGAGAAAAAUGGUAUUUGAGAAGCAAGCUCAAAUUUGAGGGCGAUACUUUAUCUGGUACUUUAUCAGGAAGACCCAUUUCAAAUAUCCAGCGUAACACAGUGGAAGAACAACUGGAGAAAGAAUGUCGGAUAUUGAGAGAUCGUGUUAAGGAAUUAACUGAUCGCCUAGAAAAGGAGAGCAACGAACACUUAAUGUUAGAAAUAGCGGAAUUAAAACGGCAUAACGCAGCUUUGGAGGCAGUUUCUCAGGGUAAUACAUGUGUAAUUAGUCAGCUUGAGAAGUUAGAAAUGGCUAAAGAUGUUCUUGAAAAGAUGAAUAUUAAGUUAGAAAGUGAAAACUUUGAGUUACGACUUGCAUUAGAGAGAGCGAAUUCGGAUACGCCGGGAUUGCGAGAAAAAGUCGAUCAUUUGGAAAAAUACAUAAAAUUGUUAAAAGCAGAAAAAUCUUCCGAUUCCACUCCUAGAUCGUCAGAAAAAGAACUGCCAGAGUCAAGCAAUAAAAAACCUAUUUUCGAAAUGGAAAAAACGAUAUUCACAUUGAAACGAAUUAUCGAGAAACUUCAGGCAGAAAAUAAAAGAUUGAAACUUAAUUCCAAGAAAAAUCAUUUUAUAGCCAAUCAAGUAAAUGGAAAAAAUAUCGAAGGAGGUUUAUUCCAAAGACAAUACGAGGAAUCACAGAAACGUGUGGUAAGUCUGGAGGCAGAUUUACGAUUGGCUGAACAAAGAGUAGCAAUGUUAGAAGAAGCUCAGAAGGAAGAUGACAAUGGAGAUUUCCGAAUCUUAAAGCAACAGUUGAUGCACAAAUCCGAGCUUUUAGAUAAGAUGAAGCAGUUAUUGACACGGGCUGCCAUUAAUGAGAAGACUCUGCGGCAACGCGUGCAACAGCUGGAAUCGAAGCAAACCCUGUCAACAAUUCCCGAGUGUUAUGUGACUCCACCUACGCCACAAUAAUGAAUGUUUUGGAAAUAAACUAUUCAUGGAUUUGCAAUGAAAAAAAAAAACACUUUUAUUGAGACAUAAGUACAUAUAUUUAUAUUUAUGUUUUUUUCAAUUAAACAUGCUUGUGAAGCCUUCUUUUCAUUUCCCACGUAGUUAUAUACGUUUCUUUCUAUAGUGUAAUAAUUUUAUAAUAAUUUCAUUUCGCAUACAUAGCAAUUACAUCAGUUUUUGCACAUGCAGAUAUACAACGUUUAUCAUAAAUAUUGAUACAAUGGUGUUCCAAAAUAUCAUAAUUUUUUAACUUACAAAUUCUUGACAUAAUCAGUUAACAAAUUUUUCUUAUCGAUACCUUUACUUAUUCCGUACUACUACGUGUAUAACAAAAAAGUAAAUUAUUACAAUUAUUAAAUGUGAAUUUAAUUAA